AGUCUCGAGCUUUCUGUUCAACUGAGUCAUAUUGCACCACUCGAUCAUUCGCUUCGGUUAUUGAUUUUAUGUUGUUCUGUAUACAAUACAGUAAAAGAAUUUCGGUAUGUAAAACUAUUCAGGCACAGUCCGUUUGUUAAAGGUCUAAAUAAGCUUCAACGACAAACCUUUUUUUGACUUGAAAAGUCAAUUCGAUGAAGGAAGGUAAAUUAGAGCAACGGGUCAGGAUAUUGGAGUUUACUGGCUGAGCAUUAUGGUUCUUAUAGAAACCAGGAUGUGUCUGCUCUUGUGGAAUGAUUAGAAAGGGAUCCCUUUGAAAAUCCUUCUUUCGUGGCUCGCUUUGUGCGAAGAUGUAUCCCUCAUUCCGCCAACUUCACUUUUCACUUUAGUGUAUCGACAGCUCUCGUUCUCCAUCAAAUCUGCAGAAAAACGUCUGAUUGUUUGACGAUGAAUAGAAGUGGGAAUUCUGUUGCUCGGUGCUGGACAUAUAUUGAUUAUAAAUAACGUGACGGUGUGAUGUAGUUACUCUAAAAAUCCAUAAAUAAACACGGCCGCCUGGAUGCCGCAAGAAAGAGUGGAUGGCUGCUUGGGAGUGACGUCACGGCCAUCAGCGUGAAUGACGGCGCCCCGGACAAAGCGGUGGAGACUCCGCCAGUGAAUCUCAACACCAAGGUGGCUGAAAUCCUCUCGCAAUUCCCAUAAGAGGACUGUCUCCCUCCCCCCCCCCCACCUCAUUUCCCGAAGCUGCUGCUCCUCCUCCUCACAGAGCAUGGCUCAGGACACCAAUGAGACCCAAGUGCCCAUGCUGUGCAUUCUGGGCUGUGGUUUCUAUGGCAACCCACGCACCAAUGGCAUGUGCUCAGUCUGCUACAAGGAGCACGUGCAGAAACAACAGGGAGGUGGCCAUGCUGGCCCCCCCGGUGACAGGGGUGAGCUAAGCGAGAAUGACCCUGCUGAUCCCGUCGAUGUUGAGUCCUCUGGGGAUGCCAGCGUAUCUCUGCAGGCCUUCGCUGACUCCAGCACAGGUGAGGGAGCCCAGGCAGAGGCAGACAAGGCCAGCUCCCCAGGUACCGUCGCCCAGCUGAUGACAGCCAUGAGCAUCUCUCAGGACAGUGGGACCGUUGACACGGAUCAGGAGGAAGAUGAGGAAGAGGAUGAUGAGGGCGAGGAGGGAACAUCCAAAGCUACAGGGGAGGCUGAUGAAUCAACGCAAGCACCCCCCGGUGGAGAUCAAAUACCUGACAAGGGUAAAAAGACAAACCGCUGCUUUACCUGCCGUAAGAAAGUGGGCCUUACAGGCUUUGAUUGCCGCUGCGGUCACCUCUUCUGCGCCGCACACCGCUACUCGGACAAGCACGAGUGCCCUUUCGACUACCGGGGGGAGGCGGCGGCGCGUCUGCGCAAGGAGAACCCCAUCGUGGUGGCAGAGAAGAUCCAGAAGCUGUGAGCAACAGGCCUGAUUUUCUUUGAACUGCUUCUUUAAGAUUGAGAUCAUGGUGGAUUUUAUUGAUCCCAGUAGGAAGUUCUGGGUCUUGCUGCUGUUUGUAACCAGAAUUCCCCGCUGGCAUCAAUAAAAUCCAUCUUAAUCUUAAUCUUAAAUUAGUAAUGAAAUGUGGCUUAAGCCACUUGCUACAGUGACUUUUUUUGUAUUUUUCCUCCCUUUUUUGGUGAAAGGACGACUAAAACGGCAUUACCUCCACCACCACAACCAUUACUACCCACAAAAACUGUCUUAUCUUCAAUGCUUUUCUUUCUGAUUGUAACCUCAGAUUGAGUUACAAGGUCUCCUGUGUUAACAUUGUUUUGAGAGGGAGAGAACUGCAGGGUUGGAGCAUCUUCUAUUUCUGGAGCCUCUUUGUUUUAACAUGUUUUAUAUGCCACUGGUUUAACAUAAAUGGACAAAAAACACCAUUUACCAUGUGCAGUCAGUCAAGUCUGCCUGUUCUGGAAGCACCUUUUUUAAUUCUUUUGCUCUCUGACAAUUGGUCCGACAUAUGCAAACAAACACAAUUAUGGUUUUUCGGGAUGUAUUACAUUUUAAGUUUCUGAGCGCAUGUGUAGGGUUGUAGAGCAGAGGGUGACUGAUAUGUACUUUCUCUGGAUGAGUGUUUGGUGACCAUAUUGCAGUUUGCUUUGUGUGUGUGUGUGUGUGUGUGUGUGUGUGAGUGAUUGCUUUCUAUUUAUUUUAUGGUUUUUAAACGUUGGUUUAAAAAGUGGGUUCGCAAUGGACAGAAAGAUGCAUGUGUGAGCAAGCUAUUAAAUAGGUUACUCUCUUGAAUGUUGAAUUGUAUUUAUGCAUUUUCUUCAAGUAUGUAACCAGCUUUAGCGAGAGACACACAAGCAACUGGAGUUUAGUUCCUUCAGGAAACAAAGCACAGCUACCAAGUUGUUCCAAGUUAUAAAGUAUCUGUUACGUGGCACACAUACACAGCUUAAAUAAAAAUUCCACUGCUGUACUAUCAAAAGAGCAGUUCAUCUAUCUUUGUUUUGCUAAGUGGCAUCGAGUGGAUAUAGCUAGAAGUAUUUUUUUCUGUUUAGUUGGAAUAUCAAAUUAAAAAUAUAUUGUUGCAACUAUGAGGAGGAAAAAUAGGUUUCCUUAUGCUACAGAGCAGAAUUGUGGUUUGCCUAGUUGACCUUUUUCAGAAGUACUAUUUGAAACUACUGGCAGGUCACAAAGCUAAUCUCAAGGGUUUGAUUUGCAUGAAAUGAAUGACGUCAUGGGUCAUAUUUAGCAGGGUGUUGUUGACGCUGACAUGUAAUGGAACUCUAUGGCUGUGACAGAUUUGGAGUUUCACUUGCACAAAAAAUGUUCUGAGGGUGGAAGGAAAAAUUAUUGGUUCAGAGAAAUAACCAAUCAGAUUGUGGAGGAGGUGGGUCCAAGCAACUGGAGGAGGCAGGAACAACCAAUCAUAUGUCUUGGACCCACCUCCUCUACAAUCUGUUUGGUUAUCUCCCUUAUUAGUCAUUUCUCAUUCUGCCCUCAGAACAUUUUUGUGUAAGCAAAAAACUCCAAUGAGCAUUUGGAACCCAAAUAACCCAUGAAAUUUCAUCAAGGAUUCUUAUUUGUAGGCUUGCAGGCAAGUAAGUGGAAAGUCUAUAAAUGCAUUAUAGUACUACUGGACUGUGAUGAGCCUAGUAUAAUGGAGCAAUUGCAAAUGGUGUUUUGGUGGGCUUGGUCCUGUGUGCGAGGAACUUGCCAGCGAUAGCAGCCUUCAGCUAAUGGAUCACAUGGCCUGUCAGCUUGUUGGUGUGCAGUCACCUCUUCAGCCACGCUGCCAGUCACUCUCUAACUUGUAUUUUGCUUUUCCAGCUGGGAGGUUCCUUAGCUGGAGGCUAACCUGACACUGUAACACAAGUCUUAGCUCAAGCUUGGUUUGAUUUGAUUACCUUGUUUGUUUGCGUGUGUGUUUGUUUGCUUGUUUGAUGAUUCAGUUUGUUUGUUCGUUCUUUUGUUGCUAACAGCUUUUUGUAAGCGACGUAACCAACUGGCGUGUAUAAAAUGGUAAGUGGCUAGUGCAUACUGUGCCCAGUUUGUGUGCUGGUGCGUUUGGCCGAUUCUGGCAUAAUAAUGUUGACUUAUGGUCGUGGUGCAAUUAAUGGGAAAUGAAGGUGGUGAGUUAAGUUACUGGUGUGGGUUGCCCAUUGAAGAUGGAGAAAAGGUGAAUAUGGAAAGGGUCUGCUCUUAAUUUUGGCUGCGUCCCUGUUAAUAUGAUGAUGACUUGCCAGUUGCAUACAGUACAUGAAUUUGUUAAAAGGUAUGCAUGCUAAAUCCCUAUUCGAGUUGGCGUUCUCGUCGUUAAAUUCAUCGCACUCUGUAGGUUUCUGUUAUCAGACACACUUGCUGAGUGUGCGUUUACCUCGGACCAGCUGCGUAAUAUACGUUUAUUCUAGGUAGCCAACAGACACAACCCUGGAUCUUCUACCACAAUGUUUCAUCCUGCUUCAUCUCCAUUUUAAACCCUAAUCCUUGUCAAUCCGAAAUUUAAAUCUCCAUAAUGAAACGAAAACAGAAACUAAACUUGUCCUCAGUAAUAUGUAUUUAUUUGGAGAUCACAUCAGUUUUAUACCAACUGGAUCUGACUGAAUCUGCUUGGCCAUGAUCGUCCUGCUGUUUUGUUGGUGGCCUGGAUUUAAGGUGCUAAGCACAAAUAAUUGAUGUAAAUAUUCUGGUUUGGUUUGAAGUUUUUUUUUUUUAAGAGAGCAUUCUGAUCCAAAUUUAUUUAAACAUCCCACGUUCCCUCAAGGGCUUAAUUUUAUUUCUAAAUCCUCCCAAAAUCAUUUUGUCUAUUUCGUACCCGAAGGAGUUUGACAUUGGGAGGGGACCAAAUUUGCUCUGGCAGAGAUAAUCUUGUAUGUCUCUUCUUAAUGGGACGACUGUCCGUGGUGUAAUGCGCUCAUGUGUGUGGAAUCCUCAGGAAGGAAGCAGAUUGCAUGAUGGUUUGACAGCUAAUCUAAUCAUAACCCCAAAUUCUCUGGUGUAGCUGUGUCAUUAUUAGAGGACCUUAUUGCUUGCAUAAAUCAAGAAAAAUAUAGAAUGGGAUUUAUUUAUUUGUCUUUUGGGAAGGGGGGUGCAGUGUGAUGAUAUUGCCCCCCAAAUCCCCCCUGUGUAUCUGUGACCUUUGCGUGGUAACUUUUAAACUGUGCCACAUUCUAGCAUCUGGAUAAAGAGGUCAGAUGGGUUCAGAUAACAGCAGCACAGUGGUGUUUAGCCAGAAUAAGAACAGUGAGGAGCAUAUGUAUCUCCAGGAAGCUGGCUGUGAAGACCGGUGCAAGUCCAAAAGGAGGAGGCAGCCGCCGCCGGGGAUGAGCGCGCGACGUCACGUGCAUGUCUGCCAGACUGCACUUUUCUUGCUGCCACAUCAGCAGCCAAUCUCAUAUUUCAAAGGUUUGCCUCACCAAGCUGUGCCUUGUGGUUAACCCUACCCUUUUCUCUGCAGCAGUGCUUUUGAAAGAAAGAGGGUGGGGUGGAACAUACUUGAAAUUCACUUUGGAUCCUUUUCCAGUGAACCUUUUUUUUUCUUUUUCUUUUUCUUUCAUUGUACAGUUUACAAGGGUGAGAGAUACAUCUACAGUUGUCAUUGUUUCACGCUAAUGACAAAUUUUGAGAUUUAACUAUUAAUUUGAAAACAGUACAGAGGUACCACCCUAGUCUGUUUUCCAGCCUCAAUGGUUUUUUUUCCAGAUAUACCUCUCUGUGAUGCUUAGGACUUAAGGCAGACGAGUGGCAAUAAAUAAAAGUAUUUACCGUAAAUCUGAAUAUGGGGACUUUAAGUUGUUUUGACAGCCGCCCCCUCUAACAUAUACCACCUUUUUAAGCUCUGUGCUGAGGCUUUCAGACCAGGAAAUCUCCUCUCACCAGAGGAAUGUCACUCUUCCUUUUCCUUUCGCCGUUCUCUUACUGCCAGGCUCUGCCGUCUGGCACACGGGCGGUCCGGAGCGAGUGUGACGUAAUAGCUCUGUGCGCAAACCCCUCAAAUGCUUAAUAAAAUUAUUUUGAACUCCAUA
This is a messenger RNA of Paramormyrops kingsleyae, 5505 nucleotides long. RefSeq names its product AN1-type zinc finger protein 5-like. The record is from RefSeq and is a predicted model, not a curated record. Lineage: Eukaryota; Metazoa; Chordata; Actinopteri; Osteoglossiformes; Mormyridae. Gene Ontology annotation, molecular function: DNA binding; zinc ion binding.